AUGAGAGAAGUGGCAAACAUUUUGUGGCGGGAAGAAGGUCUCGGCAUUGGAAACAUGUUCUACGUGUUCUAUGAGGACGGGAUUAAAGUUAUUCAGCCGGUGGCAUGUGAAAUACAACGACAUAUUAAGCCCAGUGAGAAGCUGCUUGGGCUGCAGGAAGAGGUGUGCCCCACCUCCCCUGGGGAGACGGUCCAGAGGUGUGUGUGGUCAUCCGCGGUCAACGUCAAGGACAAGUUUAUUUAUGUGACCCAGCCAACCUUAGAUCGAGUGCUCAUAGUAGACAUCCAGUCUCAGAAGGCUGUCCAGACCGUCAGCACUGACCCAUACCCCGCCAAACUGCACUAUGACAAAUCCCACGACCAGGUGUGGCUGCUCAGCUGGGGAGACAUGGAGAAGAACCUCCCAACUCUGCAGGUGAUCAAUCAGGCCAGCGGACGCGUCUCCCACCACACCGUGCACACGCAGCCCAUUGGCCGGCGCUUAGACCGGGUGGACGACUUCUUCAUCCCCUCCUCCAGCCUCAUCAUCAACCACAUCAGGUUUGGCCUCAUCCUGCAUCGAAACGAGCCCGUCCUGCACAAGAUCAACCUGGAGACGGCGUCUUACGUCAAAAACAUCAGCCUGUGGGAGUACAACUGCAUCCCGAGGUCCGUGGCCUACACCCACCUGGGCGGCUACUACUUCAUCAACUGCAGGCCGGACUCCACCGGCGCCACGCAGCCCCAGCUAAUCCUGGACGGCAUCACGGACGCCGUGAUUGGCCAGAACGGAGACGUGACCGGGACGCCGUACGUGUCUCCGGACGGCCGCUACUUGGUCACGGUGGACGACGGCGACGGCCUGAUGCGGAUCCAGACCGUGUCCGAGCGGGGGCGGGUCGGGGAGCCCUUCGACAUCCACACCAACCUGCACCUGUCCGACCUGGCCUUCCAGCGCUCCUUCACCGAGGUCCAGCAGUACAACGUGCUGGGCAGCUCGGGCCGGCAGACGGACGCUCUGUUCGUGGAGCUGAGCAGCGGCAAGGUCAAGAUGAUCAAGAGCCUGAAAGAGGCCACCAAGUCCUCGGACUGGCCGUGGAGCGGCAGGAACCGGGUCAUGGUGGGCAGCGGACUCUUCGGACAGUACCUCAUGACGCCGUCCAGGGAGUCCCUCUUCAUCCUGGACGGGCGGCUGGACAAGCUCAACUGCGAGAUCACGGACGUCCCCAAAGGCAACGUGGUGGUGUGGCAUCGCAAAAUGACCGACUCACAGCCCAGCAGCCAGCUGUUUAUAAUAUCACCUUACGAUCUGAUCACCCGCAUCUACAGCGGUUGCCUGAAGAAAUAUUACUCCUCUUCACCUCACCAGAAGAAUCCCCAGCGAUGGUGGCAGGAUUACAUGCAGGCCUACACACUCCCCUGCCGUCACCGCUGGAUCCCGACGCGUUUCCCUUUUUGGAACAUGAAAACAAGAAUGAACCGGGCUGUGGGAGAGAAAUUAGAAAAAGGAGAAAGUGCAGACGAAGCUCAACAGGGUCACUAA
This is a messenger RNA of Menidia menidia (Atlantic silverside), 1521 nucleotides long. The record is from the annotation of a GenBank genome assembly. NCBI's taxonomy places the organism in Eukaryota, Metazoa, Chordata, Actinopteri, Atheriniformes, Atherinopsidae.